AGUGACGUCACUGGGCUGACUCCCUUCCUGCUGCAUCACAGCAGCCUUUAGCAGCUCUGGUAGUACUUGUGACCGUGGGGGACGGAAUAUACACCGCUAGUUCACAGAAAACAGAAGCCUUUAGCAGGUUUAACAACAUCCUAACACGGGGCUAGGUGUCAGGAAGUGGUUGCAGUGCGAUAACCCCGCUCCAGUUGUUGGGAUAUGGCCAGGCCGGAACAGGUUCUGCUCUUGGAGCCUCAGCACGAACUGAAAUUCAGAGGUCCGUUUUCAGACGUGGUCACCACAAAUCUUAAGCUCUCCAACCCUACAGAAAGGAAUGUAUGUUUUAAGGUCAAGACGACAGCGCCCCGCCGGUACUGUGUGCGGCCCAACAGCGGCAUCAUCGAUGCAGGCACCUCAAUCAAUGUCUCUGUCAUGUUGCAACCCUUUGAAUACGACCCAAAUGAAAAAAGUAAGCACAAGUUUAUGGUCCAGUCCAUGCUAGCACCUCCUGACAUGACUGACAUGGAGGGAGUGUGGAAAGAAGCAAAGCCAGAGGAGUUGAUGGACUCGAAGCUGAGAUGUGUUUUUGAGAUGCCAACGGAGAAUGAAAAAACGCACGAUAUGGAGUCCAAUAAGAUGUCGUCGAGCUUGCUGAAGUCGGAGUCGUCUGCGCUGCCCGUGAAGUCGCUGAGCUCCACCCUGAACGACGGAGAAGUAAAAAAUUUCAUGGAGGAGUGCAAGAGGCUGCAGAUGGAGGCUCAAAGGCUACGGGAAGAAAACAAACAGAUUAGAGAAGAUGAUGGUUUCCGGAUGGGGAAGAGCAACAUCAUGUCAUCCCAGCAUGCCUCACGCUCCAUGAAGAGGGAGGAAGGCUUGAGCGCCCGCUCCGUGGCCCUCAUCCUCCUCUUCUUCACCGUCGGCGUCAUCGUGGGGAAGUUGAUGUUGUAGAGCGCAGCACUUCGGUCAGCCGCAGCAUGCUUUUCAUGGUGGAUGAAAAUACACACAGGAUCUAUGAUUUUUGGAUCAGAAUGCCAUAUUUGCUGGGUGGGGGCGGGCGGGGCGGUACUAGUUUUGAUUCAGUCCCAUUUAUGUAAAAAGUUUAAAUUUAAAGCGGUAAUCUAUGAGAGAAAAAGAGGGAAAAAAUGACUCAUCUUAAGAACAAACACCUCUGUACUCAUCACAUAAUCCUUCUGGCCUUCUUCCCAAAGUUUCAUGCAUUCAGAUGAUUUGUUUCAGGGGUUGGUGGGGAAACAGAUUCUUAAUUUAACUGGUAAUUCAGUUCAGAGAGUUUUUGAGAAAGCGUCGAUGCGACCGGGUCAGAUUGCAGCUGUGCGAAUGUCGUUUUAUUUGAUUAGAUUGUCAUUUCUUUUUCUAAUUGAUGCACGCCAGAGCCGAUCUUCUACGACAUGUGACGACUCCACCGCGCAGUAAAUCAUGCUUUUCCUUCCGGUGGAACCCUGUUCUUAAAGGAAGGGAGGACCCAAAAGGUCAGGGGUCGCACACAGGGCUACAAUUGAGUCUUCUCCAGUCGAAGGCUUUGCAAAAUCUCGUCUUUGAUUGUGGAACAGCUUUGAUGUGUGUAAGAAACACUACAACGGGUGUUUUAUUUCCUCAUGUCUUUUUUGUUUUUCGUUGCCCUAAUUUAUUCCCGCCACCUGUCGAUCACUGCUCACCACAUCCUGGCUUGUCAGAGGAGGAUGUUUGCAUGCGUUCACACGAGUGUUGCAUCUGGACUUUUGAAUCUAAUUUAAUUGCUUUUGUCAUUUGACUGUAGAUUUGCACAAUUUAAUUGCUGUUUUUUUUCUCCUUCUUCCUCCUUUGUCCUUUUUUUUGUUGCAGUUUUUGUUUUAUGUUAU
This is a messenger RNA of Poecilia reticulata (guppy), 1841 nucleotides long. Its product is annotated as vesicle-associated membrane protein-associated protein B/C-like. The record is from RefSeq and is a predicted model, not a curated record. Gene Ontology annotation, molecular function: FFAT motif binding. Gene Ontology annotation, biological process: endoplasmic reticulum membrane organization. Gene Ontology annotation, cellular component: plasma membrane; endoplasmic reticulum membrane. NCBI's taxonomy places the organism in Eukaryota, Metazoa, Chordata, Actinopteri, Cyprinodontiformes, Poeciliidae.